Lineus longissimus is the source of this 2182-nucleotide messenger RNA. RefSeq lists its product as uncharacterized. The record is from RefSeq and is a predicted model, not a curated record. Lineage: Eukaryota; Metazoa; Nemertea; Pilidiophora; Heteronemertea; Lineidae. The transcript has 13 exons. Bases 92 to 2182 code for a protein of 696 amino acids.
UAGACUGACAUGUGGGACAAUCACUGGCAAUAAUUUCAUUCUUUUUACAAUUACAUAGGACGUGGAGGCUGCUGGUGCUUGGAAGGAAGCCAUGGAUUUCCAAGCUGCUAUCGAAGCUGAUGUCAGUGAUGAUGAAGAUGGUGGUCAGGAAUCUGUGCCUUGUCAGACCAAAAGUCAAUUCACCCAAGUGAAUAGGCGAAUUCGGCGACCAAAGCAUCGUUCGAUGAGGGUGCAGACAAAUUAUGAAAAACCAAAGACCAAGGUGACAGUCUCAAUAGGAACACAAACAGAUGAAAAGGUGUGCAGCAUUUCCAGCAUUGAUGUCAAGCCAAAUGUUUCCUCAUCAGGAACACCAACUGGAACUGACCCUGACCACCUUCCAAACAUAGCCACAGGAAAUUGCCCUCAAGCCAAAUCAGCUUCAAAUGAAAUGGAGGAUGGACCUGGGUCAGAAUCGUCUGAUGAUGAAUCUCUUGAAGAUACGGUUGAUCCCCUUGACAAGAGCUAUGAACCAGCAGAGAGCGACAUCAGCAGCGAGGAGGUCUCUGAUGAAGAAUUCAACUUCAUUGAUAAUGAGAAUGAGAAAGAUGAUCCACACUGUCAGACGAAGUACCUGGUGUUCCACUCGAAAUUGAUGGAACUCUUCAAGAUAUGUCCUGUAUGCUGUUCCCCAGCCAAGAGACACAUCAGGACCCUAGGGACAUAUCUAUCCAUUAAGCAAUGUUGUUCCAAUAAACUAUGUUCUUUUGAAAGAUUUUGGGAGAGCCAACCAUUUAUCAACCGUAUUCCAGCUGGAAACUUGCUGCUCUCCAGUGCCAUCCUCUUCGCCGGUUCAACUGCAGCCAAAACUCUGAAAGUCUUCAGUUAUCUUGGAUGUCAAGCGAUAAAACGGGGCACCUUCUACCAGCACCAGAGGCAAUACCUGUGGCCGGCAGUGAUGACAGUGUGGCGGGAGAACCAGCAGGAAGUGUUGCAGGAAGUGAAAGAUUCCAGGAAGCCAGUUGUUGUUGGAGGGGAUGGUAGAUCAGACAGCCCAGGGCAUUGGGCAAAAUACGGCUCCUACUCUCUCCUGGAGUUGAAUGUCAACCGCAUUUUGGAUGUGCAAUUAGUUCAAUCGAAUGAAGAGGGCGUCAACCAUAGUGUUAACAUGGAGAAGGAAGGGUUGAUUCGAUGUGUUAGAUACCUGGAAACGGAGGAUGUCACUAUUUCAAAAAUAGUGACUGAUCGGCAUAUCCAAAUCAACAAGUGGCUCAGAGAAAAUCUACCGGAUACAGACCAUCGUUUUGACGUCUGGCAUUUGGCCAAGAGUUUGAAGAAGAAGGUUGACAAGGCUUCAAAGGAGAAAAACUGUGGGAUUUUAGAGGAGUGGCGGAGGUCUAUAAUCAAUCACCUUUACUGGUGCGCUGCAACAACUCCAGAUGGGGACCCAAAUAUGAUGCUGGCCAAGUGGUUGUCGUUGGACAACCACAUGCACAACAAACACAAAGGACAUGGAGGGGUAUAUCCGAAGUGCGGCCAUGGUCGAUUAGUUGGGCGGCAGAAGGGCACGAGGUGGCUUGAACAAGGAUCGGCAGCAUCAGUGAAAGCUGGCAACAUUAUUGACAAUGCCUACUUCAAACCGGCUGUGAAGAAAAUGUCUCCUGGCGAACAGACGUCAAGUAUUGAGGCAUAUCACAGUCUCAUCCUCCAUUUUGCCCCCAAAAUGACAGCAUUCAGCUUCAAAGGGAUGCUAUGCAGGCUUCUCCUGUCAGCGCUACAUUAUAACGAAAAUGGUGACAGGGAGCAGGCAACGCCUGAGGACGGGAAACUAAGAUGGUCAGUAACCUUCAUCAAAUCCAAGAAAGGUGGUUACUCAGUGAGACCAAUCAAGGACGAUUCUAGUCAUGUGAAGAUAUGCAAUGUUUGUCGUGUUUUCUGUAGAGGCCGUGGGCAGAAAGAUAGCAGCCAGGAUGAAAGGCCAGCAAAAGCAGAUUUGGUGAGCCGCAAUGAUGGAUUGCACCCAACUUUGGAAGGAAGUAAGGUGUUGACGCAGCUUGUGAAGAUUACUCUCAAGCUACCGGGGGCUCGUACAUCUAAAGUUGAAGAUGUGGUUGUUCGUUAUCCAUAUUCGUUCUGCCAGCCGUCACACAGUUCUCCGUUUUCUUCGCUCAACAUACUCGACAGCUCGCGGGAUCGGCCAUGA